ACGUGACCCGUGUCCAUGACGCCCACCCGGUCGUACUGAUAGUUUCACAGUAUUCGGGACAAGAUUUCUUGACUUCUGAGUCUCCACAUGUGAUCAGCACUACUCAAGCGUGACGUAGCCUGUUACACUGGAAGACUCUAUGUAAUCGAAACACGUUGAUACCAUGUGACGUGUGAACAUUUACCGAACUCCGUCAGUGUGUUGUCAACCGCCAUUUGCUGGUGAGCUGUUGUAUUAGACAAGUGGGUCAGGUGUUGUGCAUUGACAUUCACUGCUGCAGACUGGCCUUUAGCUAUGGCAACAGUAGUCCAGGCGCAUGACAGAGAGUGUGCUGUGUGCACUAAUGACUUCACCACACCAAAGCUUUUACCCUGUGGUCAUCUCCUGUGUCGACAAUGUGUCAUUUCCUGGAUGGACUCGAAAUCCGAAGCUGCUUGUCCUCUAUGUACCUGUCCUAUAGUACAGCAUCAAGGCAAUUCAUCACGAAUCUCAGCUGAUGUUGUCGACGCCCUGCCUACAGACUCUGUGAUGGAAGCGAUAGUAGAAAGUGCCAGUAUACUGAUGAUGGUUGAUCUGUGCACUGUAUGUGAUGACCUCAAAGCUGAAUACAUCUGUAUGCAGUGUCUGGAAAAGAUGUGUGAAUCGUGUAUGAAGAUACACAAGAAGAUGGUAGUGAGCCGAAGUCACGAUGUGGAGAGUGUCAGCACUGUGACACCUGAACGUCUGGCUGCCAGCCGCCCUGCACUGUGUGCUGACCACGUCACCGAGAAGGCGGAGUUUUUUUGUGUUGACCACAACAUUGCUAUCUGCACGCCAUGUGUUUCUAACAAACACAGUACCUGCCCAGAUGUCAAGUCUCUGGAUGAAAAAAUGAAGUCAGCUGAAGAAGAAUUUGAUUCAUUGAGAGAAAAGUUGCUUACAGCAGAGGACAACCUGAAGCACGCAAUAGACAAUAUAAAUAUGCGCGUGCAAACAGCGAAUGUCACUGAACAACAAAACAUGGCGCUGGUAGACAAGACAUGUGACCGACUUCAGAAGAUGGUGGAGGAGUGUCGGAAACAAGUGAAGAAACUAAUUAGUGAUUCUGUGUCUAAAUUAAAAAAAUCCUUGUGUGACGUCAAAAUCGAGCUGGAGAAACGUUUAGGGAAAGUGACGUCACACAAACAUCUCGUGACGCGAGCCACAACAGUCAGACCGCGUCCCGCGCUGAUACACGCAGCCCAGACUCUGACAGACAGGGUCAACAGCCUUGACCUCAGUGAUGAACUGGAAGCAGAUGCUUGGGUGAACACAUCGCCAGAAAUAGUGAAAUGUUGUGACGAUGUGAUGAAAGAAAUAGGCGAUGAGCUAAAGAGCAUCAACCGAGAGAUUUUCGUUGUUGAAUCACAGAAACCAUUCCUUGUGUUCCACGAAACCUGCGGGACCAACAUUUGUCUGACGAACUUCAGAAAAACCGCACGGAUGGUUGAGCCUGACAAUUACAGUGACAGUCUGGUCGUGUCACGUGACGCCAUGGCUGUGAACGUCUUGUAUGAAGUGAGAAUAGACAAAAUUAAAAGGCCAUCCGGAAGCAAUGUAUUCCUUGGUGUGACGAGAGUCCAUCCUUCACAGCUCACUCUGCCGACGUUGUAUAAUUACCUGAAAGAUUCCGUCAUUCUUUGGCAAAAUAGAGUCAGCGACAAGGACAUCGAUAUCGAGACUAAUGUCGCUGAAGCUCUCCAAUUUCUCAAAGUCGAGAGUCGUGUUGGACUGUUGGUGGACUCAUCAAACAACCUUCACUUUUACGUCGAUGGAGACGACCAGGGUGUUGUAGCAAAAGAUGUUCCUUAUCCCUGCUUCCCAUUCUUUAACCUUUGCUACACUGUCAUUCAGAUGACAGCCCUUCCUACUUCCAGGAGGACAUGAAGCAAACGUGAUAAACAGGGAGAGACAAUAACAACAGUGAUAACACUUAUGUUAUCUACGACGACAUCGAGUCUGCAAUGAAUUUAUUAUUGAACUCUACCCUGUGCUGCUGUUUGCUAAAUAAUUGAUGAACUUACAAAAACAAAUAACACAAAUCGAUGUAUUGCUCUGCACACUACCUAAGUGAAUAAAACAAUAAACUUUGUGUUAGCUGAUAUAUCGUUCACAUUUUCUUAAUUUUUUUCUAGUUACUAACUUCUUUUGUGUGACUCGCUAUAGCAAGAAAGGUCAUGCUACAUUUACAGGACUUUAUCAUAGGUAGAGACUAUUUACAUUUGUGUGCUUUUAGAAUUGUUUAAUUUAAAUAUCUUAUGUAUUCAUUAAGUUUUAAUUUACCAAGUUACCCGUUUGUUGUGUGGUUAUUUUUUCUAUACCUACAGACUAUAUUUUGUACUUUUGUUUCAAUGAGACCUUUGAGCCCAUGUUGAUGAAAACAUAUGAACAGUUUUAUACAAAUAUUGUCGUGUAUGCUACCAGACCACUUUUUAAUGUUCAGUUGUGUAAGUGUCAAUGUACGGAAGUUCUUAAUAAGCCUUCCGACGUUGGAGACUCAUUGUACCAGUGUCAACCCCGUUUAACAUCUUUCUGUUUUACGGACAUUGAUGAGUAAAAUCUUUCAUCCGUUCCAUUAUCUCCUCUUCCUUGCUCAAUUGUCUUUUCUUGCUAAUGGACUAAAGAGCAUAAAUAAAUUUUAAAAAUGUGAAUAAAUACUGAAUAGUGUGGCAAUGUGUCCGUGCGGCCCACCGUAUGGUGUCAUUGAAACUUUUACGUAGGUACACCACAUUCAGGUUCUCAUUACAUUGACAUAGACAUAAUGUUAUUGUCAAAAUGGUUUGACAUUUUUCUAAUUGCUUUGUAAAUAAGCUUUUUAUUUGCCAUUUUUGGAUUUCCAUUUUCAAAUGUUUUUCUUGAGAAGAAACAGAAGAAAAUUAUGUCUUCCACAAGGAACAAAUGUGGAGAAGGUCGUCAUUGGCGAGACCAUCCUAUAUUCACUUGCAUUUAAAGGGUGAAGUGUGCUGAAAGGUUAUUCCCUGUUGUUGAGUUUAUGUGAAGUGGUCUGACUACACCUGUGCUUGUCACACUGCAACUUACUUAGGAAAAUAGCUUUAUGGCACUCUUCAUCUUGGAAUCUCAAUUUUUUUUCUAAUUGACAUAUAACUGGAGAUCAAAAGUAUUGUGAGAACUUCUCUUCAAUUUACAGUUUUAUAAACAGGAUUGCAAGCAGCAUUACUAUAUUAAUACAUGUUUAAACAUGAAAUUCAAUAAAAUAGACA
This is a messenger RNA of Pomacea canaliculata, 3239 nucleotides long. RefSeq names its product E3 ubiquitin-protein ligase TRIM33-like. Gene Ontology annotation, molecular function: zinc ion binding. The record is from RefSeq and is a predicted model, not a curated record. Bases 295 to 1905 code for a protein of 536 amino acids. Lineage: Eukaryota; Metazoa; Mollusca; Gastropoda; Architaenioglossa; Ampullariidae. The transcript is spliced from 6 exons.